This is a messenger RNA of Mirounga angustirostris (Northern elephant seal), 4322 nucleotides long. RefSeq names its product TSR2 ribosome maturation factor (gene TSR2). The transcript has 5 exons. Gene Ontology annotation, biological process: maturation of SSU-rRNA from tricistronic rRNA transcript (SSU-rRNA, 5.8S rRNA, LSU-rRNA). Gene Ontology annotation, cellular component: nucleus. The coding region runs from base 52 to 666 and encodes 204 amino acids. Lineage: Eukaryota; Metazoa; Chordata; Mammalia; Carnivora; Phocidae. The record is from RefSeq and is a predicted model, not a curated record.
UUGCUGCGUAGCGAUUGGGCCUCCUGGGCAUCACGUGGUCUGAGGCUGGAAAUGGCAGGAGCUGGGGAAGAUUCGCGGGCGCUCUUCGGGGCUGGCGUCCGCGCGGCGCUGGAAGCCUGGCCGGCCUUGCAAGCCGGCUUCCAGGCUGACGUGGUGGGCUCGGGCCUAUGUUCGCAGAUCGCUGUGGAGAAUGGCUUCGGGGGCGUGCACAGCCAGGAGAAGGCCGAGUGGCUGGGGGGUGCAGUAGAGGAGUACUUCUUCCGCAAUGCUGACUUGGAGCUAGAUGAGGUGGAGGAUUUCCUCGGGGAGCUCAUGACGAACGAAUUUGAUACAGUUGUGGAGGAUGGGAGUCUGCCCCAGGUGAGCCAGCAGCUACAGACCAUGUUCUACCACUUCCAGAGGGGUGAUGGGGCUGCUCUGAAGGAGAUGGCCUCUCACAUCACCCAAAGAAAGUGCAGGGUCAGAGCCACUGCAGUUACAACAGCCAGAGAAACGGAUGAAGAUGAUGCGGACAGCGUGGAGGAGAUGGAGGUCACAGCUACGAAUGAUGGGGCAGCUACAGAUGGGGUUUGCCCCCAGCCUGAAUCCACUGGUCCAGACUCCCAGACUAUUAAAGAAGAGGAUAUAGUGGAGGAUGGCUGGACCAUUGUCCGGAGAAAGAAAUGAGUGGGGCUGGAAAUGGUUUGGGCCCUUGCUUGCUAGUUGUUUUGAGACUUGUCUGUAGGGGUUUGGGGGAGGGUUGUGGACUCCUGGACUGGUUGCCCCAUCUCCACCCUCUUCCUGUUCCCCUGUCCAGUUUCCUCCAGGGGAAGAAGAGCGCUAGGGUCCUUGCUCUCUAGGUAGUGUGGCCUGGUUCACCACAGCCCCUUGGGCCUUAAGUUACUAUCUGCACGAUGAGGCCUGGUUUCCCAGCACAUUGCCUCUCAGGUGCGGUCAGUGUGAAGAGGGAGGGAUGAACGGGUGAGGGCGUGACUAGAGGAGAAGCUAAACACUGGUUGACAGUGACCAGGUGGAUCUGUGAAGGGAGAGGACCAGCAGGAGAACCAAUAGCCCUGUUGGGUCAGGAAUGGUGAGAUGAACUUGCAAACCAGAAGCGAGAUGAGUCGAAGAUGUGAACGAAGAUAGCUGUGGUACCUCUCCUUCUCCCCCCGCCCAUACACGCACAGAGCAGCUCUGUACUCCUGGCCAGAAAUUGGAACCUCCCAGGAACACUCCCUUUCUGCAGCUUAGCCUCCAGUCCUGGGUGCCCUCAGGAAGUCUAAGACUUUGGCUAGGUGGUGAGCUUGGGGGACCUGGGCUUUGUUUUCUGGCUCCUCCAACCUCUUUCUGUACACUUAUCCAAAUCCUGGGAUGAGGCUUAAAACCUCAAUGAAUAGUACCUUAUUGUUUAAUCUGUGACUUGACCCAUGGAGAGCCUUGGAAUCAGCCUUUUAGGAGCCGGGCUUCAGAGCUCCAUAGGGGAGCAGUUUCUGGGCCCAUCCUAGUAGCCUGUUACUUUGAACAAACAAACAGAUGGACAAAUGGUACACAGCAGCACUCUGAAAGUUUCCAUAAGCCCGAAAUAAACUGUAUUUUUCUUUAAAAAAACAAAACAAAACAAAGAGUAUCCAUUGUCCUCCCCACCCAUUCCCCUGUCCUGCCCUGUGGCCCUGCCAUGGGUCUGGACGAUAAAAUACUGGGUAGUCUUGGGGCCGGGUGGAAGCUGUAAGCCAUGGGAGAGGCAGGAGGGGUCUGCUCCCCGCCCCAUGUAACACGUGUAAAGACACCGACUGAGGGGGCAGGGCUGGGCCAGGGCCGUAGGGUCAGUGGCAGAGCUGGCACUUGAAUCCAGAUCUCCUGCCUCCAGUGCUUUGGGGGGAAUUGGGUGGAGGCAGGAUCUGUAGGGUGUUGAGGGGAUGGGGGACAAAAUGGCCUAAUUCGGGGGGGGGUCUAGCAACAGCUCCCACCCUUCCUGGGGACAGGGAUUUUAAAAAAAUUAACAUCACUGUAGGAAUUUUUUUUAAAGCCCAUGUUUUGUGAAAAGAUGAAUUAAAAAAACCCAAGACCCAGCACUGGGGAUUGAAAGUGCCCAUGAUGGGAGUUCAAGUAUUGACUGAGCUGGGAGGGAGGGGGCUGGGGCCCCCCAACUGGACAUGGGCAGCUAGGGUGUGGGGCAGGGGGCCCCAGUUCCUCCCAAACCCUCUAGGUCUUGUCUCGGGUCUGGGGGGCUUCGGAGGGUUCAGCAGUGGCUCCUGAAGCUGCCACCGGUGCCUCCUCCAUCUCCCUGUCCUCCGACAGUGUGGGCCCUGGGCAGAACGUGUCCCCACGGCCUGCCCGACCGAGCACUGCCAUCCAGCGCCGCUGCAGCUCCUCCGUCUCGGGGCUGAAGUACCAGCUCAGGUGGCUCUGGGUGAUCUUGAAGACGUGCCUUCUGUCAGGCCGCUCCCCUGCCUCAGGAGGUCCCACCUCAAAGCCAAUGAGGGGCAAGCUGCGCUGGGCUUUCACAUCCUAGGGAACAGGACAGAGCUAGGGUCACCUUGAGUCUGGGCUUCUCACUAGUUUUGCAUCUGCUGAACCCUUCUUUUCCUUCCCCUGCUCAGGAACCUUCCGUGGCUCCAGUGAUAGCAAUAGAAAAAUGUCAACUGAGGCAACUAGCAUGCAGGCUAGUUCAAAUACCUGUUUCCUCCCACAACCAAAACCAGUUGGGCUAGUCUCUUUAGCACAUGUACCAAAUAAUGUUUGCAGGCCUUUGUCUCGGCUCUUGCCUCCACUUACAUGUUCUUCCCCGCUCCAAUUGGACCUAGCAGUGCCUAACCUCCACUCUGGCUUCCUCCAGGAAACUAGCUCCGCCAGCUCACCCCACUUUUCCCUACGCAUGUUGGCCCACAGUCACUCCUUGUCUCUACUUGGUCUUUGUCUCACAAGGGUAGGGGUUCUGAUUUCCUCUUAGCCUUACCCAAUCCCCCAAGGCCAAGGAAAGGUCAAGGACCGAAGGGGAGGAGGAACAGCCUGGUUUUGCCAGGUGGCGGGAAGGACCGAAGGAAUAGGAUGCACACCUGAGGGGCUCCGUAGAUGUACAGCACCAAGGGUUCGUUCUCAGGCACCACGAACCAUGCCUUAUGCCAGCCUUUGCCACCUUUCUCCAUGUAGUGUAGGAAGCUGCAGAUGACGCUGUUCUCCGCAGCCACUGAGGCCUGUUUCUGUGGCCAGAGACAUGGGGGACAUCAGUGUCAAUAGAAGGCCUGGCUUGGCUCCUCUUGGCUUUGACAACCCCUCAGCAUAGGGAUUGAUGAAGCUGACGCUCGGAUGGCAGGAGGGAUUUGUCCAGUGCCCCUCGCCCUCCCUCCCCCCACAGUGAGUUAGACUGGAGACCAAAAGCCAGGCUUGUCUGCUGAACUGCCAUGGCUGCUGCCUCCGAAGAGUUGGUGGGAGGGGUGUCUCAGCAGGGGCACCUGGCUGCUGCGCAGGCAUUCUUCCAUCAGUCACGCAUUCCUCAAGUCACUUAGGCCUUUACACCUCCCCUGUUCGUCCUCUUCCAUCAUACACCUGUGCCUUACAUUUAGCAAGAGGCAACCUAGCAUCGUGGUGAAGAGGACUGGGAAGCUGGGUAAGGCAGUCUGGCUCAGAAUCCCAGCUCGAGAUGAAAAUGUACUGACUUGGAGAACAUACAGGUCCGUUGUAAGGAUUAAAUGAGUUAAUGUAUGCAAAAUGCUCUGAAUAGUGCCUGGCACAGAGUAAGCAUUCUUUUUUAAAAAAAGAUUUAUUUAUUUGAGAGAGCGAGAGCGAGUGCGCAUGCACGCUAGUGGGAGUUAGGGGGCAGAGGGAGAGGGAGAGAAGCCUCAAGCAAACUCCCCGCCGAGUGAGGAACUCACCACAGGGCUCAAUCUCAGGACCCUGAGAUCGUGACCUGAGCUGAAAUCAAGAGCCAACCGCUUAACUGACUGAGCCACCCAGGCGCCCCCAGAGCAAGCAUUCUUUGAGUGUUAAAUAAAAUAAAUACCUCAAUUUGGUUAAAAAACAAAACCAAAAAUGUGUGUACAUGCUAUAGCACAGCUAUUAAUAGUAGUGAUCUAGUGGGUAGAAGCAAUACGGUGUUUUAUUAUUUCUGUUUAUAUUGUCUAAUUUUCUUCAGUGCACAUAUCCUACUUUGUAAUAAGAAAAGAUAAUUUGUUAAUUGAGAAAACAUCCUAGCUCUGCCAUUCGCUGGCUGUGUAAUUUGGGCAAAUAACUCCCUGGGCCUCAGUUUCCUCAUUUGUAACCCAGGGAUAGUAAUAGCAUGGAUAGUUUAGUUACUGUGAGGAUUAAACGUCUAAAGCACUUAAUAAAAAUCGGUCUUUCAUUGA